CAAAAAUAAUAUAUUAAAAAUAUAAUAGUAGUAAUAAUAUUAAAAUAAUUUUAAUAUUAAUAUAUUAUUAUUAUUAUUUAAAAAUUUAAAGAUAAAGUUUUUUCAAUUUGAUUAUACAACUAAAAUAUAAUAAAAAAUAAUAAAAGAAAGGAAAGAAAUAAAGAAAGAAAGAAAAAUAUAAAAUAAUAAUACGCACUCACUCUAUAAACAAAUAUAAAUAAAAACAAACAAUCCCAAUAAAAAAUGAAUAUAAAAAUAAAAAAUCUUGUAUCAUUAUUUUUUGUAUUACUAUUAAUAAAUAUAAUUAAAGGGGAAGGCUCAGCAAGUAGCGACUAUGAGACAAAUGAUGAUAGCAGUCACAGUGGCAGUACUUGGUCAGAUGGUAAUGGUGAUUUAAAUAGUGUAGAAUUUUGCCCACCUUCUAGACGACUUUGCGAUACUGGAUCUUACAGAGAUACAAAUGAAAGAGUACAUUUAGUUAGAUAUUGUGUAGAAAAAGACGAGGUAUGUUGUGGAUGCAAUUCAGUUUUUACCCCACAUUAUAAUGUAACUUCCGGAAAUGUAACAUAUGUCAAAGUAGGUGAGUGUUUUGGAUGUUCAAAAAAUUCAAGAUGCAGCUUUGAUGUAUUCAAAGAUGGUUUACAACGUUAUUGUACAUCAUCAGGAAAUGUAAGCGGUCCAUUGGGUUUAGUUAUACUAUUAUUAUCUUUGGUCGCAAUUAUAAUUUAA
Molecule: messenger RNA, 729 nt
Organism: Dictyostelium purpureum
Lineage: Eukaryota; Evosea; Eumycetozoa; Dictyosteliales; Dictyosteliaceae
Exons: 2
Coding region: 244-729 (161 amino acids)
Source: RefSeq, a predicted model, not a curated record